Molecule: messenger RNA, 1235 nt
Organism: Podarcis muralis (Common wall lizard)
Lineage: Eukaryota; Metazoa; Chordata; Lepidosauria; Squamata; Lacertidae
Source: RefSeq, a predicted model, not a curated record
AUAAGAUCAAGGAUUAUGAAUUUGCUCAGAUCUUAAAGCGAAGCAUCUGCCUGGAACAGAACACCCAAGCCUGGUGCGAAAACUGCGAGAAAUACCAGCCCACGGUCCAGACCCGCAACAUCCGCUGCCUGCCAGAUGUUUUGGUCAUUAACUGUGAAGUAAACAGCUCCAAGGAGGCAGAAUUCUGGAAGAUGCAGGCAGAGUAUGCCUUUAAGAAGUUGAUGAUGAAGAAGGGUGGUCUGGAACUCCCCCAAAGUAGAGAAAUACCUGUUGGGGAAUGGAACGAAUUGGGAAUGGCAGAGGGAGGGCAUUCUUAUACCUCCAUUGAAGAGCUGAAGAACGUCUGGAUUCCUUAUUCUAUCAAGAUGAAGCUCUCCAAGAACAAGGAACUGGAGGUUUACAACUGGGAUGAAAGCACAGAAUUGACUGUGUUGGAUGACCAGGAAUCAACGUACGUCUAUGACCUUAUGGCAACCAUUGUGCACAUUCUGGACUCCCGGACUGGGGGCAGCCUGGUGGGGCACAUAAAAGUGGGGGAGACCUACCACCAAAGGAAGGAGGGUGUCACACACCAACAGUGGUACCUUUUCAAUGACUUUCUCAUUGAGCCUGUGGAUAAGUGUGAGGCCGUGCAAUUCGACAUGAGCUGGAAGGUGCCUGCAAUCCUUUAUUACGUGCGGAGGAACCUCCACUCCAAGUACAAUUUAACCAUUAAGAACCCUAUCGAAGCCAGUGUGCUGCUUGCCGAGGCCUCGCUCGCCCGUAAGCAGCGCAAGUGUCACGCCACUUUCAUCCCGCUCAUGCUGAAUGAGAUGCCCCAGGUGGGGGACCUGGUGGGGCUGGAUGCUGAAUUUGUCACCCUCAACGAGGAGGAGGCUGAGCUUCGCAGUGACGGGACCAAAUCCACUAUCAAGCCCAGUCAGAUGUCGGUGGCCAGGAUUACGUGUGUGAGGGGGCAGGGUCCCAACGAGGGCGUUCCCUUCAUCGAUGAUUACAUUUCCACGCAAGAACAGGUGGUGGAUUACCUCACUCAAUACUCUGGAAUAAAGCCGGGGGAUCUGGAUGCCAAAAUCUCCUCCAAACACCUCACCACCCUCAAAUCCACCUACCUGAAACUACGCUUCCUCAUCGAUGUCGGGGUCAAGUUUGUGGGUCAUGGAUUGCCAAAAAGACUUCCGGGUCAUCAACAUCAUGGUGACUGCCUCCGUUUUGAACCUUGACAUAUAUGUCCCUCA